AAGGCUAAAACCAUGAUAUAGAGGCUCAUUCAUUCACUCACUCAUUCACUCAGUACUCGUUGAGAGAUGGGGAACCAUGCUCUCUCUAAUCUCUUACCUCUCCUACUAAACUUGGCCACUUUCCUCACUACUUCUAUUGCUUUACCCUACUGCCCUCCUCCACAAUACCCACCCCAUCAUCCCAAGCCACCAAAACAUCCACCCCACGUUGUUCCGCCUCAUCCGCCUCAUAUUCCUGUCAAACCACCCCAUCCACCUCAUGUUAAGCCACCCUAUCCACCCUUUGUGCCCAAACCACCAAUUGUGAAGCCUCCCAUUGUCUACCCACCACCUUAUGUGCCCAAGCCACCAACUCCUACACCAGUGGUGCCUAAACCACCAACACCUACACCAGUGCCGGUGGAACCAAAGCCGCCUACACCAGUGCCGGUGGAGCCAAAGCCACCAACACCAGUGCCCGUGGAGCCAAAGCCGCCUACACCAGUGCCCGUGGAGCCAAAGCCGCCUACACCAGUGCCAGUGGAGCCAAAGCCGCCUACACCAGUGCCCGUGGAGCCAAAGCCGCCUACACCAGUGCCCGUGGAGCCAAAGCCGCCUACACCAGUGCCAGUGGAGCCAAAGCCGCCUACACCAGUGCCAGUGGAGCCAAAGCCGCCUACACCAGUGCCCGUGGAGCCAAAGCCGCCUACACCAGUGCCAGUGGAGCCAAAGCCGCCUACACCAGUGCCCGUGGAGCCAAAGCCGCCUACACCAGUGCCUGUGGAGCCAAAGCCAAAGCCAAGUCCACCGGCAGAACAAACAUGCUCCAUUGACACACUAAAGCUAGGCGCAUGUGUGGACUUGUUGGGAGGCCUUGUUCACAUAGGGAUUGGAAGUAGCGCAAAGGACACGUGUUGUCCAGUGCUGCAAGGACUAGCAGACUUGGAUGCCGCGGUGUGCCUUUGCACCACCAUCAAGGCUAAGCUUCUGAAUAUCAAUAUCAUCAUCCCGAUUGCUCUUCAGGUCCUCGUUGAUUGUGGCAAGACUCCACCUGAAGGGUUCAAAUGUCCUGCCUAGAAAACUACUCCAUCCGCUUUCCUCUUUUGUAAGUUACUGCAUGCACUUAUUUUGGUAUUUCUUUUUCUUUUUCUCUGCAUCAAUCUAAAAUAAUUUGGUGAUUUCGUAUAAGUUAAAAAAGUUGAGAAUAAUGUAAUGGUAAUAGUGUUGUUUAAAGGACCUAUGUCACUUUGCAACAAAAUAACAAGUGAGAUGUUUCCUUUA
This is a messenger RNA of Alnus glutinosa, 1260 nucleotides long. RefSeq names its product 36.4 kDa proline-rich protein-like. Lineage: Eukaryota; Viridiplantae; Streptophyta; Magnoliopsida; Fagales; Betulaceae. Bases 67 to 1056 code for a protein of 329 amino acids. The record is from RefSeq and is a predicted model, not a curated record. The transcript has a single exon.